Cylindrotheca closterium is the source of this 1347-nucleotide messenger RNA. The record is from the annotation of a GenBank genome assembly. NCBI's taxonomy places the organism in Eukaryota, Bacillariophyta, Bacillariophyceae, Bacillariales, Bacillariaceae.
AUGACACUCCAUCGCAAAUCGUCACCUCUUCCUCGCUUUGGAUCAGAUCCGAAACCAGGCAAAGCAAAGAGUCCACCAUCGACCAAAGCAUUUGUUCCAAUAAGAGUUCCAAUCCAUGAAAAGAACUUAAUCCAAGUAGAGUUUGCUUUGAAACUUUAUUUCCUUCAAAAUAAGACCAAUUCCAUUUCCUACCGACAAUUCUGUCAGUCACUCGCACCAAGACUGGUGUUGGAGCCUCCGUCCUCUGUUCUAGAGGCAGCUGCACCUUUUAAAAGCGAAUCAUCAUCAUCAGAGACGGUACAACAGAGAGAAAAUAUAAGAUGCUUGUCGAGAGACGAUCGGUUAUGGCACGAUCUGACGUGCAUUUUGGUUCCUCAAGUUUACGACAUGGAGGCAUCAAGCAAUGCCAGAAUCGAUGCAUCACCAUCAACAGGAAAGGCCGAGGACAAUGGGAAGGCGACAACUACAUUAGUAAGGCGAAAGGACUCGAAACAGCAGGUAGAAUUUGUGAAGGAGCUGAUACGCAAAGCAUCAACAAGGGGAAUCGACAAGAUGCUGUCCGAGGAAGUUAUCAGAAAGAUACACGAGGACAAGCAAUAUCUUUUGAGGGAAAAGGAAAAGAGAAAGCAGCAAAAACCAAUUGGGAAGGAUACAUCGAAGGAAACCAUCAACGCAACAACAAUACUUGCUUCUAAUGCAAUCAUCAAACCAGGUAUGACACUCGAACAGCGCGUUCGUGCUCGAGCUGCUCAACGAGACCAAGCGCUGCAGAAAGUCAGCAAGAAUGAGGAGAAGGACAAAUCUAUUGAUCUCGUCAAGGUUGCGGAUGCGCUCUUUAGUCAUGCACGGCUUUUGAUGCGAAAGCGGAAACGGAAGCUGCAACAAAAUAAUCGGCUUUUGGCGACAUCGGCAAAGCCGAAAGUGGAGUCCUCGAUGUGUGUCAUGCUAUUGCAGGAUAUCCUCCCGGCCAUUCCAAAUAUGACCCGACCACAGAUAUCCAAGUAUAUUGAAAAUCUUUCUAGAGACUACCCGGAACUGAUUCGUUGGAAGAAUCCUAACGGAUAUCGACCUCGAGAGGAAAAGCUAUGUCGAAAGGCUACAAUUUGGUUGGAAACCGGGGACUAUCAAAAUGUUCGAACAAAGAUUAGCGGCCAAGCGACCAAUCACGAGAAUCAGAUAUCACCGGCGAUUCGGCGGUUGAAUUUCUCUCUCCCCAAUACUUCGGCUUUAUCUGGUCAAAAGCGAAGCAGUGACGCUGUUGGAAAAGACAACCCGCCGGCAGGAUCAAAGCGGCAGAGUACGAGCACAUCGAAACCAACGGAACAAGAGAAAAAGGGGAGAUCUUGA